CUUUUACGACGAUAUUUUUCUGAAGUGGGAGCAAUCUUACAUUAAAAUAAUUUCUUUACUUAAAGGAAGCUUUGUAAAUUUCAGCAGCCAUAGUUGGCAACAGGGGAAGAAACACAGCAUCUGUUAGCUAACAAUAGCUGUUACUGGCUGUCUUGUUGUUUCUCAUAUUUGACAACACCUUUAUUCGUAGCUGAAGAAUAACGAGGCAAAAUGGCGAAACGGAGGAUCACACAGGAAACUUUUGAUGCUGCGGUCAGGGAGAACAUGGAGGAGUUUGAGAUGGAUCCCGACGAGGCUUUGAGGGAGGCUGUGGAGCAGUUUGAGUCUCAAGGUGUGGACCUCACUUGUAUAGUACAAGCUGUACCAGCUGUAUCAUCUGAUGAGAAGCAAGAAGAGCAAACACACGAGGUCUUACAGGCGUUGGAUGCCCUCCGCAUUGGUAAAGACACUGCUGGUGUUACAGAAGUGAAAGCAGACAUAAAAUGCUUCACUGAGCAGUGCUCACUUGGCUUUGCCCAGAGGUACCUGGCUGCCCAAAAAGAUGCCUACCCCAUCAUUCUCUCCUACUGCAAAAAGAGUGUGGAGGAGCAGGAGGCUGUGUUGGCUGCUCUGUCCGCUCUGGCUGCACUGACAGAUGGACAGCCAGACUUGUUGGAUGUGGAGGGCCAGCAGUUCCUUUUGGAUGUCCUUAAGAAGUACCAGGCAGAUUCCUCUGUGACAUGUGUAGCCAUCUGUGCUGUACGUCACUGCUGUUUGAAACAUGAACAGAACAGGCAGGAUUUAGUUAAAGGGGGAGUCCUGCCCCUGCUGACCAUUGCCAUUACACAACAUUGUGGAUGUGCGGAGCUGGUGAAGGAGACCUCUGCAGCUCUUAGGGUCAUGACUUUUGAUGAUGAUGUCCGUGUUACAUUUGGACAUGCUCAUGAGCACGCCAAGAGUAUUGUUCUCGAGCACAAUGGACUGAAGGUCUUAAUUGAGGCUGCAAAAGCUCACCUUGAUAAUACUUCUGUUCUGAGUGAGCUCUGUUCAACUUUGUCCCGUCUGGCUGUAAGGAACGAGUUCUGUCAAGACAUCUGUGAUCUGGGAGGAUUAAAACUCAUGAUGACGUUGCUUGCAGACUGCUAUGAAACAGCGGAGUUGGCUAGGCAGGUCCUAAGUGCAAUACGAGCCAUAGCAGGAAAUGAUGAUGUGAAAGAUGCCAUUGUUAAUGCUGGUGGAGUCGAACUCAUUGUCAUUGCCAUGAACAAACACAUGAGCAAUUCUGCUGUGUGUGAGCAAGGCUGUGCCUGCCUUUCUGUCCUUGCAUUGCGUAAACCCAACAACUGCAAAGUCAUCAUGGAGAAUGGAGGUGCCUUGGCUGCUGUGCAGGCAAUGAAGGCACAUACUGAUGCAGUUAAUGUGCAGAAACAGGGAUGUAUGCUGUUGAGAAACCUGGUUUCACGUAUGCGCAGCUUCAGCCAACCAAUCCUGGAGAUGGGAGCAGAGGCCCUGAUAACGCAGGCACUAAAGACCCAUCAAGACUGCGGUGAUGUGGGUAAAGCAGCCCUCAGAGAUCUGGGGUGCCAGGUGGAGCUUCGAGAGCUGUGGACUGGCAAACAUGGCAGCCUCACGAACUGAAAGUAGAGGAGAACAUCAAUGAACAUCAUGCACCCUUACAAUGAGUUUGCCUGAAAUGCAUUUUUAGGGAAGAUGAAAUGUUAGGAUGUUGGUGUACAUGGCCAAGAACUGGACAAGCAGCUGCACCUACCUAGCUAGACACAUUUGUACAGAGUAGUUGUUGUAGAAAAGACUUGUGAGCUUUUCAAACAAUCAAGCCACUCGUCCCGCACAAUGCCUUUAUGAGGCUGAAUAUAUUUUGCAGUCCUUUUUCUGUUUUUGACAAGUAUAAAAUGCUCAUUGUAGUGCUGUUGUACAUGUAUUAUUUGCUAUUAUUAUUUUGUUUACAGAUUUUUGAUGUCCAAUUUCAUAUCUGUAAUGCAUUUGUGUUCAUGAGAGAUGUUAAAUGUAGGUUUGUGAGUUUUGUGCCAUGGGUAAAUAUACAUGUAUUUGCUGCUAUGCAAAUAGUUUAACUGCACUGUUUUGUGCAGUUUCCUUUCUCAUGCUGGCAGAGCCAAAUUUUACAUGUACUGAAUGCCUUAUAUGUUUACCAGAACAAAACAUUUCCUAAUUUGUUUUUAGUCUGUUUGUUCAUUAUUACAGUGUAAAACUCAGAUCUCUGAUAUUUAGAACAACCACUGACCACAGCAUAUAUCCUGCAUGGCUAUGAUAAAACUCACUUCUGAUGCAUCACCUUUAUCUUGCUGUGUGGCCGUGUGUAUAUCCAGAUACAGUGUGUUUGGUGAACCUGAGGCUAACUCUUUUAAAUGCUACAUUAACUACCUUUUAAAAAAUAUGGAUCUACAAAACAUCAGUGCAAGGGAUAACAUGUU
Messenger RNA from Toxotes jaculatrix (banded archerfish), 2429 nucleotides. It is a transcript of the gene armc6, whose product is annotated as armadillo repeat containing 6. The transcript is spliced from 7 exons. The record is from RefSeq and is a predicted model, not a curated record. Bases 211 to 1617 code for a protein of 468 amino acids. Lineage: Eukaryota; Metazoa; Chordata; Actinopteri; Toxotidae. Gene Ontology annotation, molecular function: protein binding. Gene Ontology annotation, biological process: hematopoietic progenitor cell differentiation.